This is a messenger RNA of Jatropha curcas, 1117 nucleotides long. RefSeq names its product Adenine nucleotide alpha hydrolases-like superfamily protein. Lineage: Eukaryota; Viridiplantae; Streptophyta; Magnoliopsida; Malpighiales; Euphorbiaceae. The record is from RefSeq and is a predicted model, not a curated record.
AUCAACCAAUAACUCCGCACUUGGAUUCUCUCCAUCUGUCUGCACGCACGAAUAAAGGGGACUUUCUGUCUGUCUGUAUAUGAUUCCAUUUCUAGUUCCUUCCUCGCUUCUCCUGCUUAAAUCUUGCUCCACAAGCCAAGUACAGUUCAAAUUUGCUUCCUCCAUUUCUACGCCAUCCGGAGAGCAGCAGAACCAGAGACGCUACACGUUCACCGUACACGGUACACGUAACUUAAAUGGCGACCGUUGAGAAGCAGGUGAUGGUGGUUGGGGUCGAUGAUAGCGAACAUAGCAUGUACGCUUUGGGCUGGACAGUGGAUCAUUUCUUCGUUCCUUUCGGUUCUAAUUCUCCUUUCAAACUCGUCGUAGUCCACGCCAAACCUUCUGCCGCCUCAGCCGUCGGUCUCGCCGGACCUGGGGCUGCUGAGGUUUUGCCUUAUGUGGAUUCGGAUUUGAAGAGGAUAGCAGCAAGAGUUAUUGAGCGGGCUAAGGAAAUCUGCGCCAGUAAAUCGGUGAAUGAUGUCAUAUAUGAAGUUGGAGAAGGUGAUGCUAGGAACGUCCUCUGUGAGGCUGUAGAAAAACACCAUGCUUCUAUACUGGCUGUGGGUAGUCAUGGUUAUGGCGCUAUCAAAAGGGCGGUUUUAGGCAGCGUGAGUGACUACUGUUCUCAUCAUGCUCACUGCAGUGUGAUGAUUGUGAAGAAGCCUAAGAUCAAACACUGAGAUUGCUUUCUUCUUCCCUAAUUAUCAUCCAUAGCAGUAAUUCAUCAUGGAAUUUAAAUAAUGGUGCACCCUGUCCGUGCCAGAAUCAUGUAUUUCAUAAUUUCUGCAACUCUUUUGUGCAUUCAAGUACUUGUAUGUAGUAUAUAUAUGAAUCUGUGUUAUAUAUAUUAUCUGGAGGCUGGAGAAGGAAGAUUGAUCAUCCCAGAGUCUUUUAUCUUUUGUGAACCAAAGGUCAAAAAGGGUAAUGAGUGAUUACUUGCAAAGAGGGAAGUUGUUGGGAGGGUUAGAAUCCAAACUCCUAGUGCAAGGCGAAUACUUGUUUUAAUGGCAGAUUAAUAAUUGUGUGUGUAUAUAUUUAUCAAUAUUCAAGAUUAUUCUUUAUCAGUGAUGUUUAA